GUGGUAGAAGAUCUCCGUGAGCAUUUCUUUGGUCCUUCAUUGGAACUUUCAUCUCAUGAUAUGUAUUCAGUGAUAUGGCCUCUGGAUGAGAAAUAUCCGUUUGUGAAGCCAGAAGGUGGAGAAAGUGUUUCGGAUGUUGUUUCUAGACUCAUGAAGGCUUUGAUAACCAUUGAGUCAGCGUUUCAAGGCUGCACAAUCUUGGUUGUCAGCCAUGGUGAUCCCCUUCAAAUCUUGCAGACAAUACUCCAUGCAGCUAAAGAGCGUGACGGACCCAAUUGUGACUUGGCAUCAAGAAUAGAGGCAGUUAAAGUCCCAUCUGUUCUCUCACGACACCAGAAGUAUGCCCUUCUAACUGGACAACUUAGGGCAGUCAUAUAAAUGAUAGCUUCUACGGAGUGGGCAAAGUGCUAAUUAGCUACUGAAAUUGAUUUUCAUUUAUGACUACAUUCUUGUCAUGUGAUGUUAUUGGAGUGAAGCAACAAUAAUAUAGCCUCCCAAAAGGUUUGUGCAUAUAUAGUGGUGUUUCAAUUUGAUGAAAACGCCUCAAUAUAAUGUUUUCAAAGGCGAUUCCAGGGCUCGCCUCAAGACAAGCCGCAGCAAAACCGCUCCUGGGUGUUGAUUUUUUUAGCAGAGAACCACAAAAGAUUCUGUUCUUUCCUUAUUAUUAUUAUUUUUUGGGGUGAAGAAGUGAAGAGUUGCGUUUUUUCCCAAGCUGUUAGGGCUUUGUAUAGCGCAAACACAAUCCCCUUGUUUUAUGGUAUUUAUUAUUAAUUUUCCAUUUU
This is a messenger RNA of Rhododendron vialii, 782 nucleotides long. RefSeq lists its product as uncharacterized. The transcript is spliced from 3 exons. The record is from RefSeq and is a predicted model, not a curated record. Lineage: Eukaryota; Viridiplantae; Streptophyta; Magnoliopsida; Ericales; Ericaceae. The coding region runs from base 61 to 378 and encodes 105 amino acids.